AUGAAUUUUACUGAAGUUAAUACAACAAGUUCAUUAAGUAAUGAUAUUAUAAAACUUAAUCAUCAAAAUGAAACUGAACAUUUACUUGAUAAAUAUACAUUUUCAAAUGCACUUGCACUUUCAGUUAAACUAGGAAUUUGGGAAGCGGUACUUGAUGAUGAAGUUGAAUAUGUUGCUGAUUUAGCUAAUCGUUUAAAACAAGGCAAACAUAUUAAAAUUAAACAUGGAUCAAUGCAACGUAAAAGUGGAGAACUUUAUUCACUUAAACAUGCUGUUCAUUUAAGUCAUGAUUUUCUUGAUACACCUGAUUUCUACUGGUCAAAUAGUCGAUUAGAAAAUCUUUAUAAGAAAGUUUUCAAUUAUUUUGCAAUUGCUAAACGUACAAAAGUAUUGAAUGAACGAUUAAAUUUUUCACUUGAACUUAUAUCAGUUAUUGAAGCAAGUUUAAAUGAAAAAAAACAUGUACGAUUAGAAUGGAUUAUUAUUAUUUUAAUAUGUGCCGAAGUAUUUUUCAAUGUAAUUGAUCAUUUAGAUUUUUUUUCACCAAAUUUUACUCCAAAACAUCAGAAAUCUUCAGAUAAUCGAGUCUAG
Molecule: messenger RNA, 591 nt
Organism: Adineta steineri
Lineage: Eukaryota; Metazoa; Rotifera; Eurotatoria; Adinetida; Adinetidae
Source: the annotation of a GenBank genome assembly